Molecule: messenger RNA, 4764 nt
Organism: Acanthaster planci (crown-of-thorns starfish)
Lineage: Eukaryota; Metazoa; Echinodermata; Asteroidea; Valvatida; Acanthasteridae
Gene: rb1cc1
Product: RB1 inducible coiled-coil 1
Biological process (GO): reticulophagy; piecemeal microautophagy of the nucleus; ribophagy
Cellular component (GO): phagophore assembly site membrane; Atg1/ULK1 kinase complex
Molecular function (GO): protein kinase binding; molecular adaptor activity
Source: RefSeq, a predicted model, not a curated record
UGGAGGGUUAGGUUCUAUACUACCAAAUUGGGGAUCUUGUAAAACGGCGUAGAAAUGCAAGUCCGUCGUCGUCGGGAAGGAGUAAUGUGUGAUUCAUUCAUUCGUGGUUUCUGCAAUAUCACUGAGUAAUGGCAUAAUGAAGUAAAAAUUCCCUAUGUAUGUUAAGAUGCAGUCCUUCUCUUACCCCGCAAUAAAAUAUAAUUUUGUCUCGACUGUCACCAGCAUUAAAUUUGAACUCUGACCCAAGUAGGGAGCUGAAUCCACCAUGUUGUAUGUCUUUAUGGUCAACACAGGUUCCAUGCUGACACUUGAUAUGGCAUUGACCAUGGAAAGUGUGCAGAGACUACAGGAGACCCUGGCUGCCGAGUACCAGCUGCCCAUCGACAAGCAGGUGUUGCUGAUCAGUGGAGGGCAGAGCCUGGACCCCCACAUCAGAGUCUGCAGCUACAGUGCUGGAACGGAUACCAAUCCCAUCUUCCUCUUUAGCAAGGGCACCAUCGAAUCGGCCAUGCCCCCGGUGACUUCCAGCAUGCUGCAGAGCAAAGAGGAGAAGCUCCGCCUACAGGUGGAGGGGCUGAAGAACCUGCCACACAGCUACAGCGCCGUGGUGGCCCGCACUCAACUCGCGCUGCAAUUCCACGAUCUUGCCAAGGAGAACCUGCGCCUAUGUGAGGGGCUCGUUCACGACCAGCACCUGCAACAGCAAGGCUGGAUGGCAGUCGUGGCCAAUCUCGAAGACAUUACCAGUGCCUUUGAGCAGCGGGCCAGCGCAUUCAGACUGAGCAUGACCGAGUUCCUGGAAGAGCGCCCCCAGCUGGUGACCCAGCUGGCAGAGUUUGGAGACGUGCUGCGGUUGCUAGAGAAGACACCGCUGCUGCCGUGUCUUUUGGAUGAGAGCAACAUCAUCAGUAGGGACACUCUGCCGGAGGGGGAGACGCUCACCCUGAUGCAGUGGAUCAGUAGCCAGGACCAGCGAAGCACUCUCCAGCAGAUGGCCCAGCAGUGCUCCAAGAGCCUGGAUCAGUUCACCCAGCAGGUUCUUGACGCCAUGUCGGCUGAAAUCAACACCACCCUCGAUGCUGUCAAUAAUGGAAGCAUGAAGGAGGUUAAAGGCCUUGGAGAGAGGUUGUUUGGCUUGGAGCAGCUCCUUACGAGUGCACAUAAGGUGCUUCAAGAGCAAGCAGAGAUGGCUCAGGGAAUGGUUCAGAACCAGACCAGGGCCAGCAACCUGAAUGACGCGUCGGUGCUGCCAGAUCUCUGCAAGAGCCACCAGCAGCAGCUGACGGUGAUGUACAAGAAGCACUGCCAGCUGGCCGAGAUCAGCCGGCGCUGCCAGGUGGCCAAAGAUGAGCUGUGUCACAACCUCCACGUUAGACUCAGGUGGAUCAUGUAUGUUGAGCAGCAGAUCAGCGCCGUGCACAGCAAAAUGCUGGUUUACCACGAGAACUUGAAACGUCUCCGGAAGCGUCUGGAGAUCGUGCGGCAAGUCUACUCGGCCCCCAGGCUCUAUGCCGCUGCUGUCGUGGAGGUGUGGCGACGGAGGACCUUUGCCAGUCACUUCACCACCUGGGCGGGAAAGGUGUGUGAGUCGUCUUUGGCAAGCCACCAAUCAGAGAUGGCCAAGAGACGUGAGUUUGCAACCAGUAUGGAGCGUCACUUCCUUAACGUUCUCUUCCCUGGACUGAUUGGGGAAGUCCCACCUUUAUUUGCGACAACACCUCCAGGGGAUUUUGACACCAGACUGCCAGACAUUACAAAUGAAGACGUCAUUGCUCUUAGAGAAAAGCUUCCAGAAUUGUCCCACAUACUUAAGCUCCAGGAGGAGGACUUGUUGGAAACUGAAGCUGCCUAUCUUCCAAGGAGGUUAAGAGCAGCUUCUUCUGAUGAACAAACCCAGACGAGUAUGAACAUUCUGGAAGUGAAAUCCAAUGACUCUGAGAUCACCAUCUUGAAGGCCGAGCCUGCGGAGGGGGAGGCUACAGAGGAGCUUGCAUCCCUAGAGCCCCAGGAGCUGGGAGGGCCACCACAGAGACCUGACUCCCUGCCGAAUGGGAAGAAAUUUCUCUCUGUGGACUCCAGCAAAGUCAGUAAAAGGUCAACUCCACUUAGUCCCGAUUCACCCCAGUCCUUGUCCUUCCAGCAUGUUGAGACUUUUGUCUCGGCAGCUGCCACUCCAGACUUGGCCCUGAGUCCCCUGGACAUGUCCACCCGUGGGGAGACACCUUUUGCUUCUCUGCUGCCCACUCAGGAGCCCAAUUUCUACUCAGCAGUGACGAGCCCUCUGGACGAUGCAGAGUCGCCGUCAAAGCUCCCCAUCACCGAAGGCUCAACAGCGAUGCUCAUCAAAGAGGUGCAGUCACUCAAGGAGACACUUCAGAUGAAGGAGGCCUGCUUGGAGGAGACUCAGCUGAAAUUAAAGGAGGUGCAGCGUCAGUUGGAGCAGAGAGAGUCAGAACUGGCAUCGGCCAAGGACGAAAAGAGUCUGUACCAAGACAAGUUGAACGUCUCGCACAUGGGAAUCAUGUCUGUUGCACAAAAGCUGGAAACUGCCAUUGCCAAAGUGAGGGAGGAUUGUUCUGAAAUGAGAGAAGCCAUCACACUUGAUAGGACUGCUUUGAGUCAAUCAGUAAUUUCGUGGUUUUCAAAGAUUGAAGGUGUCUGUGAUCAAGUCCAACUACAUGUGACUGGAGAGAAGUCAAAAGCUGUCGAUGCAGCAACUCAGCACCUGCAAAUGAAGUGGGACUCGGAGAGCAAUCAUUUGAAAAUGGAAAUUACGAGAUUGAAUGAACAAAUUGAAACCCUGAAGCAGGAUUGUCAAGAAACUCAAGUGAGAUUAAACGAGAGGGAAAUGGAGCUUGCCAUCCUGAGAGAAAAGAGCUGCAAGGAGCUUGAGUCACUGCGAUGCCAAAUGGAGGUGGAAGCACGUAAGGAGGUGGCUCAGGUUGAGAGCGGAAAGCAAAAGGAGAUCCAGGACCUCCUUGUCACCAUCAAGGAAAAGGAAGAUGCGUUGCAUAUGAUGAGAGAGACUACUGAGGAGGAGAUUGACCUCCUACGGGCGCACUUGACUGCCGAGAAUGAGAAGUGUCUGGACGCCCUGAGAUCAGAACUGACGGAGAAGCACCAAAGAGAGGUGGAAGACAAGCUCCGCCGACUCCAAGACACCCAGCUAGAGGAGUUGGCCGAGUUUAAAAAAACCACAGAACUGAGAGUAGAGGCUGCUUGCAAGGACCUGAGACAAGCCUUAGACAAGGUCAAAGAGGAGGAGCUGUGUGAGUUGAAAGCAAAGAUGGAAGAACACCACAGCAGCAAAAUCUCUGUCCUUUCUGACACCCUGACUGCAAGAAUAGCCGAGAUCAGAAAAGCCCACAAUUGCACAGUAGAAGAGAUCAAGAAGGAGCUGACAUCAGCAAGGAAUCAGCAACAGCAGCUGAUUGAAUCCAGCCAGCUCGGGUUGGCUGAAAUGGAAGAGUCCUUUGUCAUAGAAAAGCAGAGCCCUACCCUGGCCUCUGAGGAGGUGCAGAGAAACCCUCCAGGGCUGCAACCCAGCAACUUGGACCCCCGGGUUUCCAACCCAGAGCGGGAGCAGAUGGUCCUAAUGGCGGAGCGGCAGCAGACUUUCAAUGAGGCGGUGUCCCGGGUUGCCGCCUCCAAGGACAAGACCAUUGAAGACCUGAGGAAGACUGUGGCAGAGCUCAGGGAGCAACAGACCCGCAAUCAAGAUACCAUCGGGAAAUUACUCACUGACAAGGGAGACCUGGACGCCGAGAUGACCAGCGCCCUUCGUGAGGCGCAUAAGUCUCAAAAGAGUCUUCAGGAUGCCAUCGUCAGCAAGGACACCCAGCUAGCGGAGCUGCAGCAGAAACUCCAGGCAGCCGAGAGCAAGAGCUCCAGCCCUGCCGAGCUGUUGGUGUCUAGCGAACGGGACACCAUGAAGGCUUCCUCGGCCACUGAGGGAAGGCUGCAAGCCUUGCUGAAAUCAAAGGAGCAGGAGUGCACCACCCUCAAACACCAAGUGAUGCAGUUGAGAGUCUCACAAGGGUCUACCUCCAGAGCUGAGAAGAUCUCCAUUGUUGACAUCAGCGUCGGCGAUCUGGUGCUGAUCUUCUUUGAAGAGCCCAGGGACAACUACGUCGUCUUCAGCAUCGAGCCGACUCUCUACUUUGUCCACUCGGAGUCUCUACCAGGCUUGGACCUCAAGCGCCACGGCUCUGAUGGCCCAAAGAGACAGUGGAUUAUUGGCAGGGUGAGUGACAAGGAAUACUGCCAAGCCAAGAAGGCAAACAAUCGCUUCAAGGUGGCCAUGGGGACAAAGUUCUACCGAGUAAAAGCCAAGAAGUAUGACCUGCGACAAGAGCACAGUGGGGCCAAGUGAGACAGACAGACACAGAAAGUCUUGCCCCUUAACCCUCCCAGAUCCUACAGAAUCCACCACAAGGUUUUUGGUGGAUUUGUAAGACUGGAGAAGUUAAAGCCCGGCCACUGUUACUUUACGUGGGAUUUGAUUGGCCCCUUGGAAAUGGGAAAGGGGUUUCCCACGCAGUGUGGGAUUUUGAAUGUUUCAACGGGGUUCUUUAUAGCAUCAAUGUCUUGGUUCAAAUUAGCAUCUCGGCUUCUUGCAUGUUUCCCUGACUUGCAUUACGGGCCCAGUCUCCAGACAGUCACAGGUCUGCUGUCCACCUCAAGCUAGAGCACCCCCUCAUCAGUUGAAAAAGAGCCAUGCUGGUCGGGAGUUCUCAUUUUUGUUGGUAGCAACGAGCCAGUAAU